This is a messenger RNA of Pollicipes pollicipes, 6795 nucleotides long. RefSeq names its product tetratricopeptide repeat protein 28-like. Gene Ontology annotation, molecular function: protein binding. NCBI's taxonomy places the organism in Eukaryota, Metazoa, Arthropoda, Thecostraca, Pollicipedomorpha, Pollicipedidae. The record is from RefSeq and is a predicted model, not a curated record.
AUGGGGCAUUUUGUGCUCAACCAUUCGAGCAACGGAUCCGCCUACUAUCGACAGGGGGUGGCGCUUCAGUGCAUGGGUCGCCAUGGCGAGGCGCUGGCCGCCUUCAGCCAGGGCCUGGCCCAGGACGCCAAGUCGCUGCAGCUGCUGGCCGGCCUGGUCGAAGCCGCCAUGAAGUCGCCACUCAGAGCCACUCUGGAGCCGACGUACCGGCAGCUGCAGGCGAUGCGGCUGGACAAGUCGCCGUUCGUCAUCAUCUCCGUCAUCGGCCAGGAGCUGCUGGCCGCCGGCAACUGCGGCGCGGCCGUGGCCGUGCUCGAGUCGGCGCUCAAGAUCGGCACGUGCAGUCUGAAGCUGCGCGGCAGCGUCUUCUCGGCCCUGUCGUCCGCCUACUGGGCAAUGAACUCGCUCGACAGCUCUUCACCGCAGGCCAUCAGCUACAUGCAGCAGGACUUGAACGUGGCCAAGUCGCUGGAGGACAUCGCCGGUGAGUGCCGCGCCCACGGUAACCUCGGCUCGGCCUACUUCAGCAAGGGCAACUUCAAGGAGGCGCUCACGUCGCACCGGUACCAGCUGGUGCUGGCCAUGAAGUGCAAGGACACGCAGGCGGCGGCGGCGGCGCUCACCAGUCUGGGACACGUGUACACGGCGAUCGGCGACUACCCGAACGCGCUGGCGUCGCACAAGCAGUGCGUACAGCUGGUGCGCCAGCUGGCCGACCAGCUGCAGGAGGCGCGCGAGAUCGGCAACGUGGGCGCCGUCUACCUGGCCAUGGGCGACUUCGACAACGCCGUCGACUGCCACAAGGAGCACCUACGCAUCUCCAAGCAGCUCGGCAACCGGGUGGAGGAGGCGCGUGCCUUCAGCAACCUGGGCAGCUCACACCACUACCGGCGCAGCUUCGAGCGCGCCAUCACGUUCCACCAACAGGUGCUGCGCAUCGCCCAGCAGCUGGGGGACCGCACCAUCGAGGCGCGCGCCUAUGCCGGCCUCGGGCACGCGGCGCGCUGCCUCGGCGACUACGCGCAGGCCAAGAAGUGGCACGAGAAGCAGCUGGACAUGGCGCUCAGCACCAAGGACCGCACGGCCGAGGGGCGCGCCUGCUCCAACCUGGGCAUCGUGUACCAGCUGCUCGGCGAUCACGACGCGGCGCUGAAGCUGCACCAGGCGCAUCUCAACAUCGCGCGCCUGCUGCAGGACCGCGCCGGCAUGGGCCGCGCCUUCGGCAACAUCGGCAACGCCUACAGCUCCAUGGGCUACUACGAGCAGGCCAUCAAGUACCACAAGCAGGAGUUGACCAUCAGCAAGGAGGUGAACGACCGCAGCAGCGAGGCGUCGACGCAUGGCAACCUGGCCGUGGCGUACCAGGCGCUCGGCAUGCACGAGAUGGCGCUGCUGCACUACUUGGGCCACCUCAACAUCGCGCGCGAGCUCAAGGACACGGCCGGCGAGGCGUGCGCGCUCUGCAACCUGGGCAACUGCCACAGCUCGCGCGGUCAGUUCGCUCUGGCCGUGCCCUACUACGAACAGUACCGCCAGCUGUCGCACGACCUGCAGGACGUGGAGGGCGAAGCCAAGGCAUGCCACUUCCUCGGCUACGCGCACUACUGCCUGGCCAACUACAGCGAGGCGGUGCACUACUACGACCAGGACCUGGCGCUGGCCAAGGACCUGCAGGACAAGAUGAGCAUGGGGCGGGCCUACUGCAACCUCGGCCUGGCGCAUCUGGCGCUCGGCAACUGCGAGAAGGCGCUCGAGUGCCAGAAGUUCUUCCACGCCAUCGCGCACCUGCUGAAGCACGCGCAGGGCACGUGCCGCGCGCUCGGCAACAUGGGCGACGUGCUGAUGAAGACUGGCGGUCACGAGGAAGCGGUGCACUGCUACCACAAGCAGCUGGCGGCCGCCCGACACAGCCGCGACAAGCAGCUGCAGUGCUGCGCCUUCAGCGCGCUCGGCUUGGCGCACCGCCAGCUGCGUCAGCUCGACAAGGCGCUCGGCUUCCACACGCAGGAGCUGACCAUUCGACAGGAGGUGGCUGACCUGCGUGGCGAGUGCAAGGCGCACGGCCACCUGGGUGCCGUCCACAUGGCGCUCGGCAACUACACCAACGCCAUCAAGUGCUACGUGGAACAGCUGGACCGAGCCAAGGACCUGUGCGACGCCGUGAUGGAGGCGCAGGCGUUCGGCAACCUGGGCAUCGCGCGCCUCAACAUGUCGCACUUCGAGGACGCCAUCGGCUACUUCGAGCAGCAGCUGGCCACGCUGGAGCAGAUCCCCAGCGGCGCGGCGCUCAUGGACAAGGCCCGCUCGUUCGGCAACCUCGGCGACUGCUACGACGCCAUCGGCGACCACGAGGAGGCCAUCAAGUGUCACGAGCAGCUGCUGAGCCUGGCGCUGCAGCUGCGGGCCAGCAGGGAGCAGGAGCGCGCGUACCGCGGCCUCGGCGCCAGCCACCGCAGCCUGGGUCACCUGCAGCAGGCGCUCGUCUGCUACGAGAAGCGGCUGGUGGUGUCGCACGAGCUCAACAGCCCGCACGCGAAGGCCUCCGCCUACGGCGAGCUGGGGGUCAUCCACGGCCGGCUGGGCAACUUCGAGCAGGCGCUCUCCUGCCUCGACCACCAGCUGAACAUCGCCAGGGAGCUGGAGGACACGGUCCUGGAGGCGGAGGCGGCCAGCGGCCUCGGCUGCGUGCACCAGCAGAUGGGCGACUUCCAGGCGGCGCUCGAGUUCCACCAGCUGGACGCGGCCAUCUCGGCGCGCUCCGGCCUGGCCGCCGGUCAGGCGCGCGCGCACGGCCACCUGGGCGCUGCGCACGAGUCACUCGGUGACCUGGAGCAGGCCGUGGUGCACCUGGAGCAGCAGCUGAGCGUGGCAGCGCAGACCAACGACAAGGCAACCAAGACGGCCGCCUACGCCAGCCUGGGCCGCGUGCAUCACGCGCUGGGUAACAGGCCGCAGGCGAUCGCCUACUUGCGCCAGGGCCUGCAGAUCGCCGAGCAGCUGAGCCGGCGCGAGGAGGAGGCGCGCCUGCGCCACCGGCUCGGCCUGGCGCUCUGGGGACACGGCGACCUGGCCGGCGCGCAGACCCAGCUGGAGCGGGCCGCCUUCCUGCUGGAGGGCGUGAGGCGCGAGGCGCGCGGCACCAGCCAACACCGGCUCGGCCUCUACGACCUGCAGACGGCCGCGUUCCAGGCGCUUCAGCGCGUGCUGGUGUCGCUAGGCUGCCAGGACGAAGCGCUGGUGGUGGCCGAGCGCAGCCGGACGCGCGCCUUCGCCGACCUGCUCCUGGAGCGCUCCAACAGCGGCUUCAGCAGCAGCCGCUUCACGCGCGUCGACGACAACACGCCCACCUCGGUGGAGCAGAUUGUGGAGGCGGUGGCCAAGCAGAAGGCCACCGUGCUUUACUACAGCCUGGCGGCCGGCGCCCUCUUCAGCUGGCUGAUCGUGCCCGGCCGCGGUAUCGUCAAGUUCCACGAGGUGACGGUGGGCGCCACCGACCGGCCGGCGCACGCGGCCGCCCACCCGGCCGACGCCAGCCUGCUCGAAUCGCACAUUGAGUCGGUGCGCGACGCGCUGGGCGUCGAGCUGCAGACGGCCGGCGGCGAGCGCGACACGGACGCCGACGCCGGCGACAUGUGGCAGCAGCACCUGGAACAGCUCGGCGACCGGCUCAACCAGGAGGGCGACAAGACCGGCUUCCUGCGCAUGGUCAACCGCGGCCACGCCUGCAACUCGUCCAACUACAGCCUGUCCAGCAUGUUCAGUGCCUUCUCGUGCAGCCGCGGCAGCGGCAGCGUGAGCGGUGGCUGCCAGAGCCGCGGCGGCUCGGUGCGCUCGCGCCGCGCCGUCUGGCAGGGGCCGCAGUGUCUGCGCUCGCUGUACGAACUGCUGAUCGCGCCCAUGGAAGAGCAUCUGCCGAGCAACGCCUACCCGCGCGACCUGAUGCUCGUGCUCGAGGGCGACCUCUACCUGGUGCCGUUCCCGGUGCUGAAGGCGCCCGACAGCAGCGAGUUCCUCUGCGAGCGCUUCAACUUGAUCCUGACGCCGUCCAUCAGCACGCUGCGCUCGGGCGCGCGGCCGCGCGGCGCCCGCGCCGGCGGCGAACAGACGGCGGCGCUGGUGGUGGGCAACCCGCGCCUGCCAGCCGCGCUCGGCGAGCAGUGGGGCUGGGCUGACCUGCCGUACGCCGAGCAGGAGGCCCAUAUGGUGGCCGAGAUGCUGCAGACGGAGCCGCUGACGGGCGCCGCCGCCUCCAAGGAGGCGCUGCUGCAGCAGCUGGCGCAGGCCGAGUGCGUCCACCUGGCGACGCACGUCUCCUGGAAGCUGUCGGCCGUGGUGCUGUCGCCGGGCGAGUUCGUGGACGCCCGCUCUUCGCAGCGCGCCGCCUCGCACGGCUCGCAGUGCGAGUCACAGCACGAGGACGACCACUCGGAGGCGGCCUCGUCCAGUGACCUGCCGCCGCUCUCCGAGUUCCUGCUGACGGCCGCCGACAUCCUCGGCCUCAAGCUGACCGCCAAGCUGGUGGUGGUGAGCUCGUGCCACACGCGCGACCACCACGGCCGCGCCAGCUCGGACGGCGUGGUCGGGCUGACGCGUGCCCUGCUGGCCGCCGGCGCCCAGUGCGUGCUCGUCUCGCUGUGGCCCGUGCCCGACACGGCCGUCAAGAUCCUGUACCGCACCUUCUACUCUUGUCUGCUGCAGGGCGCCCGCGUCAGCCGCGCGCUCAACGACGCCAUGCAGACGGUACAGAACACCAAGCACUUCGCGCACCCGGCCAACUGGGCCGGCUACCUGCUGGUCGGCACCGACGUCAAGCUGACCAACAAGGUGGCGCUGAUGGGCCAGGCGCUGUGCGAGCUGCUGCAGCAGCCGGACCGCUGCCGGGACGCGCUGCGCGUCACGCUGCACCUGAUGGAGAAGUCGCUGCAGCGCAUUCAGCGCGGCCACAAGAACGCCAUGUACACCACGCAGCAGUCGAUCGAGAGCAAGGUGAACGGGCUCGGCGGCUGGAAGGAGCUGCUCGUCUCGGUCGGCUUCCGCUUCGAGCCGGCCGCGCACGGCAUCCCGAGCUCGGUGUUCUUCCCGCAGUCGGACCCGGGCCAGCGGCUGACGCAGUGCUCGGCCAGCCUGCAGGCGCUGCUCGGCCUGCCGCCGGCCUCGCUGGCCGCGCUCUGCAAGCUGCUGGCGCACCGCGACCAGGCCGAGGACGUGAUCGGCGUCAUCCGCGGCGUUCUGGCGCAGCCGGCCGCCGCCGACCUCGACUCAGAGAGCAUCGAGACGGCUGUCGACGUGCGGCUCUGGCGAGUCAGCGGGUGCCACGAGCUGCUCGCCUCGCUAGGUUUUGACCUGACUGAGGUGGGCAAAGACGAGGUCCACCUGCGCACUGGAAAGAGCGCCAACAAACGCACCAUUCAGUUUGCCCUGCAGGCUCUCCUGGCUUUGUUCGACACGCAAGACGCGCCCAAGAGUCUGGACAUCGAGUGCCUGUCGUCGGGCGAGAGCAGCGACGAGAGCGAGAGCGAGGAGGCGCCUCCGCCGAUCGCCGCACCCUCCGCCUUCAGCACCGUACCGCAGCGCGCGCCGCUGCUGCUCGGCUCGGGCGCCUUCAGCAGCUACGUGCGCGGGCGCGGGGAGCCGGACGGCGCGCGCAGCAGCACGAUCGACGCGCCGGUGGCGCGCGCGCAGGGUCGCGAGAGCGACGCCGCGUUCACGCCGAGCCCGGUGGACGUGGCGCCGAAGGGCUGGCGCGGCACGCGGCGCCCGCUGCCCAGCCCGGCCGAGCGCUCGCCGCAGCCGAGCCCGCGCCUCAGUCUGACGCUCAGCCACCAGAGCCGCGUGCGCUCGCUCUACAGCGGCGCCGUGCGGCCCGACAGCUCGAGCAGCGCCAGCAGCUUGGCCGAGUGGGAAGCGGGCGCGGCCGCCGUGCGACGGCAGCCGGCGGCGCCGCCGCCACCGCCGCCGCCCAUGCUUAACCGCGUGGUGGCCGACGUCAGCGCUGGUCUGAACCGCGGCGCGCGACUGCUGCAGAAGACCGGCUCGCACGCGAGCUCUGGUUUCGAGUCUCAGGGCUCCGACUCGGACCUGGGGCCGCGGCGCGCAGCGGGCGCCACGCGGCCCGCGCGUACCGCCUACAAGACGGCCGCUCCGCAGGCGCUCAUGCCGGCCGGCGAGGAGCUCGGUCACAACAGCAUCCAGGACCACAUCAUCGCCACGCAGAUGAGCCGGCUGCGAGAGCUGCCCAUCACGGACGUGUACCACGAGCGCAGUAUCGGCCUCGGCCUGGCGCCGCCGCUGGCCAAGCUGCUGAUCGCGGCGCACGAGCGUGGCGUGGACGUGGACGCGGCGGCGGCGGUCGGCGGCGACUUCGGCGCCUUUGACAAGCUGGCCGCGUCCGCCGACGGCCUGGCGACCAUGCCGACCAUGCCCGACUUCACGCCGAAGCCGGCGCCGUCGGCCGCGCAGCGCGCCGGGCCCAAGCCGUGGGUGGGGCCGCUGCCGCAGCCGGCGGCGCUGCUCGAGCAGCUGGCCGCCGACAGCUGCAAGACGUCGCCGUCGGGCAGCAGCGAGCUCUCGCGCCGCGACGACGGCGACGGCCGCUCCAUGACCGACUCCAACUACUCGGGCUACUCGCCGGCGCAGCCACCGGGCGGCCCAGACCAGCUGGCGCAGUACAUGGAGCAGAUGCUGAGCGGGCGCGAGGAGGCCGAGAAGGCGGCCGCGCCGCGCCGGCCUGCCGCCCUGCCGCGCACCAAGCAGAAGGCGGCCACGCAGCAGGGCGCACCGGCCGCCGACGCCUAG